GUCAGUUAACUUGAUGACUGGACAAACGAUUGAUGCUUAGUUGACGUAUUUCUGACCCCACUGAAUGACGUGGAUUAAAAGAAACAAAUAAAAAUAAAGUAAAAAAACUUUUUCGAUUCAUUUUCCGUUCCACGACCUCUUCCCUCUCUCUCAUCGCCCUCCUCCCACCUCCACCUCCACUGCCACCACUCUACCUCUUCUCUCCUCCUAAACCUUCUUUCUCUCUUUCAAUCUUAAUCAACCGGCGCCGACGCUAACAACCACAACACUAUCGUCGUCCUCGAGUUUCCAUUUCAACCGCCGACAUUGUCGUCAAUCGGACCUCGCUGCUGCAGCCUUCAGAUCCCGCCGCCAUCGUCGUCAAUUGGACCUCGCUGCUUGGGCACUCGUGCAGGCCGUGACCCAUUACACAGACCUGAAUGUUCUUGCAGAGGUGAGAUGUGGGUUUGGGUAAAUCCAUAUUUUUAUUUAUGUUCUCUGUUAGCAACCUCUGCAUCUUCCAAGAACCGGCGACCACCUCCGACUCGGCUCCCAACUCCUCUUCAUCGCCUCUUCCCCAACGGCCACCGCCGAAUUUGCCUCCCUUUUUGCCCCCGAAGCAGCUGCCGUACCCAGAUCCUCUGUCGCCAGGUCCAGGGCUGGAGCUCCCCGCCGCGGCGAGAGAUCAAGCGGCGACGAAUUCGAAGAGCGGAGUGAAGGAGGCGUAACGGCAGCGAUGGUUCCUUCAGCUGAAGGGAAGAUGUGAAAGAUGAAGAGGAAUCCCUCUGGUACUGGUGGAGAUUAUUUUUCAGAUUGUUGUUACUACCCUCCGAUUGCUUGUGCGGCGGUGGCGAUGGUUCCUUCGGCUGCCUUAGUGCGUGAAGGUGAACUCGGAGAAGGUAAGAGAGAGAGAGGCACGUUUCUCCAGGGUAUAAGAAAGAAAAAAAUUAAUUAAUUAUUUAUUUAUUUGCUGACGUGGCGUCCACAUGUGAAAUUUUGAUGACUAGGAGCUUACGUGUGGGAUGGGUAUGGUCCUAGUCAGCGUUCCGUCGCAUUAACUGACGCCGUAACAAAUGGCGUUAAAGUUU
This is a messenger RNA of Linum trigynum, 1067 nucleotides long. NCBI's taxonomy places the organism in Eukaryota, Viridiplantae, Streptophyta, Magnoliopsida, Malpighiales, Linaceae. The record is from the annotation of a GenBank genome assembly.